Messenger RNA from Trifolium pratense (red clover), 778 nucleotides. RefSeq names its product flowering-promoting factor 1-like protein 1. The coding region runs from base 121 to 465 and encodes 114 amino acids. The transcript has a single exon. Lineage: Eukaryota; Viridiplantae; Streptophyta; Magnoliopsida; Fabales; Fabaceae. The record is from RefSeq and is a predicted model, not a curated record. Gene Ontology annotation, biological process: regulation of flower development.
UAUAAAUACCCCAUUCACUCAUCCCCAACUAUCAUUUCACAAAACCUUAAAAAAACACAACACACUUUAUACUUGUUUAUUUCUUUCUUUCUUUCUUGCUCCUCUUGCACUAAUCUAAGAAUGUCAGGGGUUUGGCUUUUCAACAACGCUAACGGCGUGAUGAGGCUAGUGGACGGCUCAGAGGCCAUGGAAGGCGGUCGCCAUGGGUCAGGUGGACGGCGCAAGGUGCUUGUUCACACCGCAAGCAACGAGAUCAUCACAUCUUAUGCGGUUUUAGAGCGAAAACUUUAUUCCAUGGGAUGGGAGCGUUACUAUGAUGACCCUGACCUCCUUCAGUUCCACAAACACUCCACCAUUGAUCUUAUUUCCCUUCCUAUGGAUUUCAAUAGGUUCAAAUCCAUGCACAUGUAUGACAUAGUUGUGAAGAACAAGCACUCCUUUGAAGUUAGGGACAUGAUGAUGUAGGCCAACAAAUUAACAACAAUUAGUCUCUAUGCAUGACCAUGUAAUUUGUUUGGAUUCUUGGUUUUGCUUCUAAGUUGUGUGUUUCUUGGUUUGAUUUUUGAUUAGUGUGACUUAACAUGAAUAUUGUUAAUUUGUCACAUUAUUAUUAUAUUCUAUGUAUAUUUUGAGCAUAGGUUUAAUUUGUGUUUUGAAUACUAUACUAUAUAUAUGUAAUAUAGAGAUACUACGGUGUGUUUGUGUUUGAGUAGCUCUCAUUUGUAUGAGAGUGCUGUAAAUCUUAAUUUGUAGUUGUUUUAAAGUUGAAGUUUUACCA